GUAGAAAGGGGGAGAGGGUGGAGACAAAGUAAACAGAUCUGAGGAAGUUCAAUCAAAAGACAGAAAGGCUGUUGGACAAGGCUGUCACGUAACGCUUUUAAAGAAUGGAUCCGUCACGUCCAAAGCUUAUUGACUUCCACGGUGUUUCUAUGACACAUAUUUUCACGGACAACUGGGACAAAGUCCAGAACUUUAAAGCUAAACCAGACGACAUUGUUGUUGCCACUUACCCCAAAGCAGGCACCACUUGGAUCUGCUACAUUCUUGACCUACUGUAUUUUUAUCAGACGUGUCCUGAGCGUGAAAAAUCUAUCCCUAUCUAUGACAGAGUGCCAUUUUUAGAGUUGAUAUGCCCACCGUAUCCUACAGGAACAGACAUGGCAGAUACACUGCCUACCUCUCCUCGCAUCAUCAAAACUCAUCUGCCUGUUCAAUUUCUACCCAAGUCCUUCUGGGAGCAGAACUGCAGGAUUGUUUAUGUUGCUCGCAAUGCUAAGGAUAAUGUUGUUUCCUAUUUCCACUUCGACUGCAUGGAGAAAGGUCAACCAGAGCCAGGAGACUGGAGCAGUUUCUUACAAAGAUUCAAAGAUGGAAAGAUGGUGUUUGGCUCCUGGUUUGACCAUGUGUGUGGAUGGUGGGAAAAGAAACAGACGUACUCCAAAAUCCACUACAUGUUCUAUGAGGAUCUGGUGAAGGACACUGGACGUGAGCUCAAAAACCUUUGCUCCUUUCUUGGUUUAUCCACUUCAGAAGAAGAGAGGAAGAAAAUCUUACAAUGUGUUCAGUUUGAUGUCAUGAAGGCAAAUCCUAUGACUAACCUAUCUAAUGAGCCAUCACUAGACUUCAGUGUCUCUCAGUUCCUGCGUAAAGGUAAAGUCGGCGACUGGAAGAAUCACUUCACCGUGGCUCAGAACGAGCAGUUUGAUGAACACUACAAGCAGAAGAUGAAGAACACAACCUUACAGUUCCACACAGAGAUUUAGGGUGGUAUCUGGAGAAAAUCCCAGAGAGAAAAAUCUAGUUGAAACAACAAUGAUUAGUUAAAAAUCAGUAGUAUUAAAUCAACAUAAAUUUACAAUAUUUAUUUAUAAUCAUCUUUCACAGUGUAUGAAUGUUAAUGUAACCAGACUACACUUGUGUAAAACAUAAAGUUGUGACAUAAUUGUAAUUGUAAAAUAAUCACUUAUGGCCUACAAUUAUUAUUAUUAUUAUUAUUAUUAUUAUUAUUAUUAUUAAUAAUAAUAAUAAUAAUAAUAAUAAUAGAAAAGAAAGAAAGAAAGUAUAGCUAUUUUCUAAAAAUGUCAGGAAAUAUGUCAGUCCAUUGACUCCCUCCUCAUGAAAGAAGAAGACCUAAAGUUCCAAGAAGUUCCACAGAGAAAAUAAAUCAAGGUUAGAAAAACAAGUCCUCUGCCACAUGAGCCAUCUACUGACAACUGAAAAGAAUGAAUCAGUGAAUGAACUGAAUAAUGAAUUAUACCUAAUGCCUAUGUCUCUGUUGUGCCUUUCAUGACAGUAAGAAAUUCAACAGACAUGUAAACGAAAAAAAAAAAGUACUGAAAUAUUCCAUUUGGUGAACACUGUUGUUACAAACCCA
Pangasianodon hypophthalmus (striped catfish) is the source of this 1594-nucleotide messenger RNA. RefSeq names its product cytosolic sulfotransferase 2. Gene Ontology annotation, cellular component: cytoplasm. Gene Ontology annotation, biological process: sulfation. Bases 105 to 983 code for a protein of 292 amino acids. The transcript has 8 exons. Lineage: Eukaryota; Metazoa; Chordata; Actinopteri; Siluriformes; Pangasiidae. The record is from RefSeq and is a predicted model, not a curated record. Gene Ontology annotation, molecular function: sulfotransferase activity.